GAGGAGGAGAAAGAGGAGGUGAACUUACCCUGCUGAGCUUUCUUUGGGGAAUACGUGCAUCAAGAUUCAGCUCUGCAUGUAAAAUCCACAGAAUGUCUGCCACUACAGGAGUUUUCAUUCAGACUUUCCGAAGAGAGGUGGAGAAACGUGAAGACUCGGGAGAAGAGAUCCUUUGAGCCAGAUCGAGCGUUAGUUCUUCUGCUUUUCUCGGCAUGGAUAAACCAUUUUCUCAAGUCCUCUAGGUACGGGAGUCUACUACUGGAGAAAUAUUUUUGCAAGAUCACCAUUUAUUGAUUCUACACUAUAUCAACGCCUUCAGGAGAAUGACUACACAACCAUUUUUGGCACAAUGAAGAUGAUUUUUUGAUGUGCUUUGAGGUCCAUAUAACUACAAGGGCUUUUUUAAAAUCACCAUAAGUGCCACCCCGACCCCAAAUCACUUAGAGCUCAAAAAUCUAGGCAAAAUGGAUGCCACAGCUAUAGAUGAGUUCCAACAAAUUCUGCCUAUUGAACAGCUGCGCUCUACUCAUGCUAGCAAUGAUUAUGUGGAACGGCCUCCAGCACCCUGUAUACAGGCUCUUUCCAGCCCUUCCCUUAUUGUGCAAACCCACAAGUCUGAUUGGUCCCUGGCUACCAUGCCUACUGCUCUCCCACGCAGUAUCAGCCAGUGCCAUCAGCUGCAGCCCCUGCCUCAGCAUCUGAGCCAAUCUAGCAUUGCCAGCUCAGUGUCCCAAAGCACCACUGCCUCUGAUCAAAGGCUCUUGGCCAGCGUUACACCCUCUCCUUCAGGCCAGUCCAUCAUCAGAAUCCAGCCUGGAGCAAGGGCCCACCCAAAGGUCGAUGGUGCUCUGAAGGGAGAAGCUGAGCUAUCUGUGGGGCAUCCCAGUGAUCACCUCUUUAUCUGCGAGGAGUGCGGGCGCUGCAAGUGUGUCCCAUGCACAGCGGUUCGCCCUCUUCCCUCCUGCUGGAUGUGCAACCAGCGUUGCCUUUGCUCUGCUGAGAGCCUCCUUGAUUAUGGCACUUGCCUAUGCUGUGUCAAGGGCCUCUUCUACCACUGCUCCACUGAUGAUGAAGACAACUGCGCUGAUGAGCCCUGCUCCUGUGGGCCUAGCUCUUGCUUCAUUCGCUGGGCAGCCAUGAGUCUAAUCUCCCUCUUCUUACCCUGCCUGUGCUGCUACCUGCCUACGCGUGGAUGCCUCCAUCUGUGCCAGCAGGGCUAUGAUAGCCUCCGGCGACCCGGCUGCCGCUGUAAGAGGCACACCAACACUGUGUGCAGAAAAAUCUCUUCUGGUAGUGCACCUUUCCCUAAGGCCCAGGAAAAGUCUGUAUGACCUUCCUACAAGAUGGAUCCAGAGUGUUCUCCUUCUGGCCCUCUUCAUUAAAGCAAAAGCCUCAUGUUUUGGGGAAGGUGUAAGAUAAUAAACUAGCCAAAGUUAG
Arvicola amphibius (Eurasian water vole) is the source of this 1437-nucleotide messenger RNA. It is a transcript of the gene Spry3, whose product is annotated as sprouty RTK signaling antagonist 3. Lineage: Eukaryota; Metazoa; Chordata; Mammalia; Rodentia; Cricetidae. Gene Ontology annotation, cellular component: cytosol; membrane. Gene Ontology annotation, biological process: animal organ development; negative regulation of fibroblast growth factor receptor signaling pathway; multicellular organism development. The transcript is spliced from 4 exons. The coding region runs from base 465 to 1331 and encodes 288 amino acids. The record is from RefSeq and is a predicted model, not a curated record.